Molecule: messenger RNA, 1026 nt
Organism: Emiliania huxleyi CCMP1516
Lineage: Eukaryota; Haptophyta; Isochrysidales; Noelaerhabdaceae
Exons: 2
Coding region: 1-1026 (341 amino acids)
Source: RefSeq, a predicted model, not a curated record
AUGCCGCCGAGCGGCACCGCGCCGCCGCCCGGCUCCGCCGAGACUUUGGACGUGGGCGGCUGGCAGGUCGUCAUCGCCGAUGGGCAAGCGGUGCUUCCCGAAGGCAUGACGCACUUGCCGGACCGUGCGUUCCUUGGCCGCACCUCUCUCGUCUCGGUCGCCUUCCCGCGCAGCCUCGUCUCCAUCGGCAGCCGCGCCUUCGUCGGCUGCUCCUCCCUCGCUGCCAUCAAUCUGCACGCCGGCCUCACCUCGAUCGGCAGCCGCGCCUUCUCCCGCUGCUCCGCCCUCUCCUCCGUCACCCUCCCUGCCACCCUCGCCUCCAUCGGCAACCAAGCCUUCUUCUGCUGCUCCUCGCUCGUCUCCAUCAACCUCCCUGCCGGCCUCACCUCCAUCGGCAGCAGCGCCUUCUACCGCUGCUCUGCCCUCUCCUCCGUCACCCUCCCUGUCGGCCUCACCUCCAUUGGCAACCAAGCAUUCCGCGGCUGCUCCGCCCUGGUCUCCGCCACCUUCCCCGCCGGCCUCACCUCCAUCGGCAGCUGGGCCUUCCAAGAUUGCUCCGCCCUCACCCACGUCACCUUCCCCGCCACCCUCACCUCCAUCGGCAGCCGCGCCUUCUUGGGCUGCUCCUCCCUCGGCUCCGUCGCCUUCCCUGCCGGCCUCACAUCCAUCGGCGAGGGCGCCUUCUGGAACUGCUCCUACCUCUCUUCGAUCACGCUGCCGCUGCCCGAUGGCCUCUCCUGGGCCUUUUACGGCUCCGCCCUGUCCCGCGUCACCGUGCCAACCACCGCCACCAUCCGCCCCUACGCCUUCCCCCCCUUCAACACCUGUGUCCUGCUCCGCCUCUCGCCCGCAAAGAUGCGCUGGUACGAGGCGGCGGACGGGGCUCUGGCCUACAAGCGCUGCCGCCCCCUCCUCUACGGCUGGCUGGAGCGGGCCCAGAUCGGGCUCGGCUCUUAUGGUCCGGAAGGCGCGGCGCGCAAGCGCGACCGCGAGGAGUUCGAGGGCGACUUUGCGCCGCCGUUGUAG